This is a messenger RNA of Stegastes partitus (bicolor damselfish), 1111 nucleotides long. It is a transcript of the gene tmem242, whose product is annotated as transmembrane protein 242. Bases 21 to 479 code for a protein of 152 amino acids. The record is from RefSeq and is a predicted model, not a curated record. The transcript is spliced from 4 exons. NCBI's taxonomy places the organism in Eukaryota, Metazoa, Chordata, Actinopteri, Pomacentridae.
CGGAGUCGGACCGCAGCAACAUGACAGCGGCUGGUGGCAGCAGAGUUAUGGAUGCAGCAGAAGGAGCAGAAAGAGACAAAGACGAGAAACUACACGUUAUAAAAGGUGCAGCGUUUCUGACCACGGUGGCGUCUGCAGGGAUGAUCGCAGGAUUUGGCUCCACGUUGGCACUGGCCAAGAAGAAAAGCCCAAACUGGUUUAAUAAGGGUGUUGCAGCAACAGCAUUAGUACCAGAGAGUGGAGCAUCUCUGGCUCUCAGAGCUCUGGGUUGGGGCUCGCUGUACGCCUGGUGUGGAGUCGGUCUGCUCAGUUUCGCUGUGUGGAAAGCCCUCGGUGUCCACAGUUUACCUGAGUUCAGACAUAAGAUGCAGUCCUUUUUCCCGUCCAUACCGAAGAGUGCCGAAGCUGCAGCUGGAUCUGAACCUCUGGACUGGGACUCCGUGUUCAAGUCAGAGUCGCCUGAAUCAACGAGAGACUGAAAACACACAAGGACAUCAGCAAGACCUCUGCUGUUGUGUUUCCAAGCAGCUGUUUCUUUUGUUUCGCUCCGGAAGCAGCUGAAAAACUGGACGAUCUACUGGACCAGUUUGUUCCUGGUCUGGCUCCCAGCAGCCCUCUGGGUUGACAACGGUUGAGUUGUUGUACAGUUGUGAAAUGACCGAGCUGUGAGUUUUGGGACGAAGACGUCAAAUGUGUCGAGGUGAACGUGAAGAUCUGUCAUUGUCCUCCACAGAGGAUGCUCCAGUCAAUAUAGUAAAAUAACAUCCAUGUUACUAAGCAUUUACAUGAUUCUCUGAAUGCGAUCUUAUGAUUUCAGUCUCACUGUGCUGCUUUGUUGUUUUUUUUCUCCCCUCAGCUUUCUGUCACAUUUGUCCUGACAGCAGUUUAGCUUCACAUUCAUAAUUUUCUACUGUGGUGGUUUUUACAGCUGUGAAAUGAAUAUAAAGGAAGCAGAACGCCACUGAAAAUGUGUUAAAUUCUAUGUUAAAGGAUGAAAAACAAGAUCGAAAGGCCAGGAUAUGGUGCUGAAGUGAUGCAGGAACAAACACAAAAAAUGUUGAGGAAAAAAAUCUGUAAAAAUUUGUGAAUAAAAAUAUUUUAUAAAAUCACA